Messenger RNA from Aspergillus heteromorphus CBS 117.55, 1060 nucleotides. Its product is annotated as DUF3632 domain-containing protein. Bases 1 to 783 code for a protein of 260 amino acids. The transcript is spliced from 3 exons. The record is from RefSeq and is a predicted model, not a curated record. Lineage: Eukaryota; Fungi; Ascomycota; Eurotiomycetes; Eurotiales; Aspergillaceae.
AUGGACGACUUUGACCCCGAUCUCACCGCAAGACCGGAGUUCCAGGUUAUCAUCCAGCUGCUUCAAAGCCCUGAAGCAUCUCCCAUUGAGGCCGUCCAGCGGCUCCUCCAGGCACGCGAAGACCAGCAACAGUCGCAAAAAGAACCCCGGGCAAGAAUCGAUGGCAACCACGCGUGGUUCACGAUGUUGUCGCUCGUCGAACUCGCCACUCUGACUCCUGCCGCUGAGCAGACCAAGCUGGUGGGGUUUGUCUCCCAGUUGCAACAAACACCCGUCACGGAUCCCACAACGGGGGAAACCCCGACCGCGAUCGAUCUCAAUCUGUGGACCGAUCUCCCUUAUCUCCGUGUAUACCUAGGAGAUCGGUUUGGGUUCAACUACUCAACGCAGAAUUCCCCCGCUGAAAUUCAAGAGUGGGAGAACCGCAACGCAUUCAUGGCCCAAUUGACCGCGGCGGCGGACCAUCUCGGCCACGCCAUGGACUUCUCGAUUUAUGGGCUAUAUACGUUCGAGGAGGCAUUCGAGAAGGACAAGCCGGUUGAGGAGGCCGUGCGGACGGCAUGUGUGUGGUUCAUUUUUGCGGGGAAGCGUCUGUGGGAGAACUGUCGGGCUGGACGGGUGUUUGGGGGCGAGGGCGAUCCCCCGCGUCGGGGCUUUGAUCUGGAGCGCUGGCAGCUCUGGAAGGGGGGAAUCGGUGCGGCGAGAUUGGCAAUUGGUGGGGGCGAUUCGCAAGAGUUGGUUGCGAAGGCGAGUGCGGAGAUGGAGGGGGCUGAAGGGCAGUAAAUAAUAAUUUGAGAGAUGUCGAGAUGCCGAUGAGGGGUGUUGUGUACCUGUUGGAACCAUCCCCCACCGUCCCGAUUCCCGCCCCGCACCGAUCUUUCGAUUCAUCCAAGUGACCAUCUCAUCAUGUCAGGCACAACAGUCUUGGCGAUGUGAUGAUGUAUCUUCUCUUAUGUUAUUGAAGAGUCUGUGGCCACUUUGAAGAUCGACAUCCAAGGUUGGGAUCAUCAAAAUGUUUUCAGGUGAUUGGCUAGAAACACGAGAUGCUGCAGUUAGUCAG